Jaculus jaculus (lesser Egyptian jerboa) is the source of this 1488-nucleotide messenger RNA. RefSeq names its product one cut homeobox 3 (gene Onecut3). NCBI's taxonomy places the organism in Eukaryota, Metazoa, Chordata, Mammalia, Rodentia, Dipodidae. The record is from RefSeq and is a predicted model, not a curated record. Gene Ontology annotation, biological process: regulation of transcription by RNA polymerase II. Gene Ontology annotation, molecular function: RNA polymerase II cis-regulatory region sequence-specific DNA binding; DNA-binding transcription factor activity, RNA polymerase II-specific. Gene Ontology annotation, cellular component: nucleus. The transcript has 2 exons. The coding region runs from base 1 to 1488 and encodes 495 amino acids.
AUGGAGCUGAGCCUGGAGAGCCUCGGGGGUCUGCACGGCGUGGCCCACGCGCCGGCCGGCGAGCUCCUGAGCCCCGCUCACGGCCCGCACCGCAGCCUGGUGGCCCCGGGGCGCGCGGGGCUGGCGGCGGGCAUGGCGGGGUUGCUGGACGGCGGCGGCGGUGGAGGCGGCGGCGGAGGCGGCGGGGCCGGGGGCGGCGGCGGCGGGGGCCCCGGGAGCCCGGCUGACUUCCGCGGGGAGCUGGCGGGUCCGCUGCACCCCGCCAUGGCCAUGGGCUGCGACGGGCCGGGGCUGGGUGCCACCUACGCCACGCUCACGCCCCUGCAGCACCUGCCGCCGCUGGCCGCCGCCGUGGCCGACAAGUUCCACCCGCACGCCGUGGCCGGAGCCCACGCGGGACACCCCCACGCGCACGCGCACGCGGGGCCGCCGCCCCCGCCGCCGCCGCCGCCGCCCCAGCGCCUGGCGGCCGGCGUGAGCGGCAGCUUCACCCUCAUGCGCGACGAGCGCGCCGCGCUGGCCUCCGUGGGCCACCUCUACGGUCCCUACGGCGCCAAGGAGCUGCCGGCCAUGGGGUCGGCGCUCUCGCCGCUGCCCAACGCGUUGCCACCGGCCCUGCACGGCGCCCCGCAGCCGCCGCCCCCGCCGCCGCCGCCGCCGCUGGCCGCUUACGGGGGCCCCGCUCACCUGGCCGGGGACAAGCUGCUGCCACCCGUCGCCGCCGCCGCCGCCGCCGCAGCCUUCGAGCCGCACGCGGCGGCGCUGCUGGGGCGCGCGGAGGACGCGCUGGCCCGGGGGCUUCCCGGAGGCGGCGGCGGCGGUGGAGGAGGAGGAGGAGGAGCGGGCGGCGGCGGAGCGGCGGGGUUGCUGGCACCGCUGGGAGGGCUGGCGACCUCGACAGCGCACGGGCCACACACCGGCGGCGGCGGCGGUGGCGGCCCGGGAGCCGGCGGCGUGUCCGAAGAGAUCAACACCAAGGAGGUGGCGCAGCGCAUCACGGCCGAGCUGAAGCGGUACAGCAUCCCGCAGGCCAUCUUCGCGCAGCGCAUCCUGUGCCGCUCGCAGGGGACCCUCUCCGACCUGCUGCGUAACCCCAAGCCUUGGGGCAAGCUCAAAUCCGGCCGCGAGACCUUUCGGAGGAUGUGGAAGUGGCUCCAGGAGCCCGAGUUCCAGCGGAUGUCGGCGCUGCGCCUGGCAGCCUGCAAGCGCAAAGAGCAGGAGCAACAGAAAGAGCGCGCCCUGCAGCCCAAGAAGCAGCGCCUGGUGUUCACGGACCUGCAGCGCCGCACGCUCAUCGCCAUCUUCAAGGAGAACAAGCGGCCGUCCAAGGAGAUGCAGGCGACCAUCUCGCAGCAGCUCGGCCUGGAGCUCAACACCGUCAGCAACUUCUUCAUGAACGCGCGGCGCCGCUGCAUGAACCGCUGGGCCGAGGAUCCCGGCGCCACCCCCGGCCCCGCGGCCGCCUCCGCCACCUUCUCCAAGGCCUGA